This is a messenger RNA of Chara braunii, 1460 nucleotides long. The record is from the annotation of a GenBank genome assembly. NCBI's taxonomy places the organism in Eukaryota, Viridiplantae, Streptophyta, Charophyceae, Charales, Characeae.
CGCAGCUAUAGCAGGAGUCCCGCUCCCUCUCUCUUCCGGCCGCAAGCCGUUGCUUUGCUUCAUCAUACUUGCGCAAGUACUUGUUCAGAGAAGCAGGACCGCCUCCAUCUCACAGCUGCGAUCGCGCAAGUGAGGGAUCCGUCCAUCGAUUGACCGGGCCAAGGUGACAGAGGAGGAGGAAGCCAAAAUGGAGGAGAAGCCCACUUUGGCUGGCAUCGAGGUGGCCAAUGCCAACCCUUUGGGCCUGACCGCCUUUGCGCUCACCGCAUUCACCAUGUCCAUGUUCACCACGGGUCUGCUGCCGGAGUCCGUCAGCAACGUGGGCUUGGCGAUGGGCUACUUCUUCGGCGGGGCGGGCAUGCUUCUUGCGGGGCUGUGGGCGUUCUUUGCACGCAGCACCUUCGGCGCCACGGCCUACUGCUCCUACGGCUUCUACUUCCUCGCGUACACCUACUACACGGUGGAGAUGCAGAACGACGCAGAGAACCCCGACAAGACCCACGUGGCGCUGGGCGUGUUCCUGCUGGGGUGGACCAUCUUCACCAUCUGCAUGACCAUCAUCUCGUACAGGACGUUCCGCGCUCUGUUCAUCAUGUUCGUCUUCCUGACGCUGGAUUACUUCUUCAACAUGGUGGGCGCAUGGGCGGACUCGAAGAUCGCCACCAAGGCCGGAGGCUGGUUCGGCCUAAUGGCAGCGGCAUCGGCGCUGUACUGCGCCAUGUCCAUCGUCGUAACCGACACGUGGCACGAGGAGCUGCUGCCACUCGGACACUACAAAGGAUAAGAUGCUAGGACACUUGAAACCAUAGUCUAGAGAACUACCAUAGCCUCUAGGAUUCUAGGAAUAUGUUCCCUGAAGAUUUUAUAUAUCGCUGACUCGCUGACUGAGCACGGUAAACGCGCACAAUCACACAACAGGACACAUAACAUUACUAGGUUACGUGCAAGGCCCCUAUGACAGAGCGGGAAAGGCAACGAUUCGCUGGAGUGAAGAUUUUGGGAGCUGCAGCUUCUCGCUGCUUGCGGCCACCGGUGUGUUAUGUACUAUGUAGGUUGUUACGCUGAUAGAGUAUGAUGAAGACUGAAGUUAGUGAACGAUCCUGAUGAGCGUUCGGACUGUGUUGCCGUAAGGGGGGGGGUGGUCACAGACUUGGCGACGCGAAACCUGUCGACGCUGUCGUACCUUGGUCCUUGGAUACAGGACGAAAUUGGUAGGGAAAGAAUACAAAGGUUUUGCCGCCGGGAAUGACCUUAGGGAUGAGGGACAACAUUAGUUUAGUUUGGUCUGGUUCGGUUUGGUUUGGUUGUGCGCCUUGCCUGAUCAGUGGUAGAUGCGGCUUGUAAGCGAGUAGGAGUGUGGAGACGCUUUCUGUUAGUAAUUCAUUGAAUAUCUUGUUGUUUUUUUUUUUUUUUUUUUUUUUUUUUUUUUUUUUUUUUUAUAACAAAAACCGCUCCAUCUA